CUCUUAGUGAAGAUGACAUUCUUCGUCCCUGUUACCUUCCUGUUGCUGAACUAUUUGUUGAGCUGCUUCGCUGCUCAUGCUUCUAUCUCGGAUGAUCAAGGCAUUCACAAUAUACUAAUCCAUCUAAAGAAUUACAGCAAUGCAUACUUUGAAGUUAGAUCAAAACAAUUUGAGGUUCACAUCAAGAGCGCUCACUACAAGGAAGUUAAACAGGUGUUAUCAGAAAGCUACAGACUGGAUCGUUUAUACGGACUGAAAUGGAUUAAUGAACUAAUAGCUUCACGUGUUUUCCAGGCGAACGAGGUGAUCGACAAAGACACUAAGAGACGAUAUGCAAAUGAGUACAAAGUGGAGAAACUUCUGAAUAAAUCUACUUUUCUAGACAUAGGAAGUGUAGUGCUUUUGAAGAAAAUUAAAGAGAAAUGGGAAGCCAGAGCGAGAUUGUAUGCUGCUGAAGAUGCUUACCUGUCUAGAUCAUCGACAAAGUGUUUGAAGAAAGACGACAAUACAACACAGAAAGUGAAUUUGAUUAGUGCGACGAAGCGAAUCCGAGACCUGGAAGAGUUUGUCAAUGUGAAGCUUUUUGAAACAGGUGAAGCAUACAUGAAUGAAGAAAAAUCAGACCUUAAUUACAAGAUGAAUGCAGACAAUUUGAUGACUUAUAUAACUUACCUUUCUGAAAAAGUAGUCGAGGUGGAGCUUGAACGACUUAAUUAUUUACAAAUACUUGGUCCAAGAGAAAGAGCGAAAGUCUUAAUAGACACAGUGAAUGCGGAGUUUCACACACCAGCAAAAUAA
Molecule: messenger RNA, 798 nt
Organism: Trichobilharzia szidati
Lineage: Eukaryota; Metazoa; Platyhelminthes; Trematoda; Strigeidida; Schistosomatidae
Source: the annotation of a GenBank genome assembly